This is a messenger RNA of Rubroshorea leprosula, 1611 nucleotides long. The record is from the annotation of a GenBank genome assembly. NCBI's taxonomy places the organism in Eukaryota, Viridiplantae, Streptophyta, Magnoliopsida, Malvales, Dipterocarpaceae.
CAAUUUUUUUUUUUUUCAAUUUUCAGUUACUUUCUAGUUUCUGCCAAUACUCUAUCUUCAUCAACUCCCCAUCUCCACCUUCUGCAUAAAUCUUACGGUUAAGCGUUCGCUCAACGCCCAGAGAAGCCAUGGAGAGGCUUCUGUAUUCGUCUUCUCCGACCACCCCUUUCAAGGUCUACCAAAAGCCCCAACCUUUAUUAUGUCGACUCGGUCGAUUUGACUCUCCAAAACUGAAUUUACCUUCGCUAACCCGUCCUGAGCCGAGGCGAGUCAUCUCAAUUUCGUGCAAAAGCGUAAAUCCAUCUCAAAUUUGUUCUUCUCAAUCUAGCCCUGCCAAUUUUUUGCCGCCCCUUGAUUGUCACGGAGUCGAUUCGGCAGAUGGAUCGUUGCCCAGUAACAGUUUCCUCAAGCUCAUUGCCACUGGAGGUUCUGGGACAAGAAAGGCAAUUUCUGCUGGGACACUAAUGGUACUUUCUGCUGUCAUUGUGUUCUUAAUCCAACCUGUUUUUGCACCAGCAGCCUUUGCAACCUUUCAAGCUUCAGUUAAGACUGGGGGUCCUGCAGCUGCUGCAGUUGGGGGAAGACUGAUCCAUGCUGAAUUAUUAAGCAGUGCAUGGACUGGUUUCUUCGCUGGUUGCUUACACACUCUAUCAGGGCCUGAUCACCUUGCUGCUCUGGCUCCACUCUCAAUUGGUCGUACUCGAAUAGAAAGUGCUGUUGUCGGAGCUUUGUGGGGUUGUGGCCAUGAUGCAGGUCAGGUUAUCUUUGGAUUGCUGUUUCUACUUCUAAAGGAUCACCUCCACAUUGAAGUUUUCCGGACUUGGGGAACAAGAGUUGUGGGCUUAACCCUGCUUGUUAUUGGUGCCAUGGGUAUCAAAGAAGCUUCGGAAAUUCCUACCUCAUCUGUUGCCCUAGAAAAUGGCAAGUUUGAUGUUAGUGUCUAUGAGGCACUUGAAAACCCAGCAGUUGGGAAGAAGAAGAAGAAGAAGAUUGGUUUUGCCACUUUUGCCACAGGGAUUGUACAUGGUUUGCAGCCAGAUGCACUGAUGAUUAUUUUGCCUGCAUUGGCCUUGCCAUCUCGUGUGGCUGGUGCAGCAUUCCUUAUCAUGUUCUUGAUUAGAACCGUAGUUGCAAUGGGAAGCUAUACUGUAUUUAUAGGUUCGUGCAGCCAAGCAUUAAAAGAGCGGGUGCCGAGAAUAACUGAGAAGCUCACUUGGGCAUCUUCCCUUGUAGCAAUCGGACUUGGAAUUGCCAUUAUCAUCAGCCAGUUUUUGGGAUAUAGUCUUUAUUGAUCCUUCUGACUCGGGAUUAAGCGUCGCUUUUACAAGCUUCUUAUUGAGAAUUAGAAAAGGUCUUAGAAAUGAUAUUGAGAUUUGUUACAGGAAAAUUUCAUCUGUGCUGCAUCUUAUUCUUGUCCGGUGAGAAUCAGUCUUAAAUCCUUUUAAAAGUUGUAUCUUUAACCUCAUAAGUGAGCACUCACGAAUUCUUUGAUGGUAGAAAUUUCCUGUUGGUUCGGCUGUUUUUUUCUUUUAGAUGUUUUUUGCAUUUGCAUUGCUAUACUUAACGCCGCUUCAAGAGUGGCCAUUUGACUUAUAAAAUCGUUGUCCAUUA